GAUCAUGGACAUCAGUCGUCUCCUCAACCCGGUCCAAGCCGCCCAGUGGUGCGACAGUGCCACUAGCUACUACGCGUCACGUAAGUCCACUCAUGCCGUGCAAGAGGUGCCCCAAGGCGUUCAAUGGAUGCGACCACAUUUCACUCGCAAGCGCACUCACGUCUUGGACGACGCUGGGUCUCCUCCGCAACGACCACGGCUCAGCGCUCCACUUGCGCCCACGAUGGGUCACACAUCGCCCAGGGCUGGACGGAUCUUUUCCUCGUCAAGCAAUCGCGGGUGGCGCGCCGCCUUCUUCAACGUGGGUUUUGACGCCAACAACAUCUUCAACCAGAUCUGCCCACUGCGCAAAGGUCGGUGGCGCCACGAAGAGGAAGCCUACGCCAUCGAGCUCGUCAAGAUGGUCCACGCCAACCGACUCCCGCUCAAGUUUUGCCAGUCGCUCCGGACAUUCCUCGCCCAGAAACUCCACAGCGACGAGAUGCGCGUGCUCAAGAAGGUCGGCAACUCGGAUGCAUUUGCGUUUGCGCGGCAGCGUCGGGCCCAUAGUAUAGAGACAAGUGCGCUCCAUGGCUACGAGAACGAACGGUCGAUCGAGCCGCUCGAGACGCUGCGCCGGGCGUUUCUGAAAUCGGUGCAGAUUGAAGUCACCUUGGCCAUGCCGGGCUCGACCUCAACGCCAAUCGAUGUCCUCUUUUAGCGUAGCACUAUAUGUCGCUACCGAGGAGCUACCUAAACUACCAUCAAAUAACAGCAGCGUAG
Saprolegnia parasitica CBS 223.65 is the source of this 762-nucleotide messenger RNA. RefSeq lists its product as hypothetical. The coding region runs from base 5 to 700 and encodes 231 amino acids. The record is from RefSeq and is a predicted model, not a curated record. The transcript has a single exon. Lineage: Eukaryota; Oomycota; Saprolegniomycetes; Saprolegniales; Saprolegniaceae.